CGCGCGUGUGGUGGCGCGGGGUGGGCGCGCGGCGCGGCCAUGCCGGGCAGGAAGUCUUCCAAGGAGAAGAAGCGGCGCCGUUCGCGUUCCUGCUGCCCAGAGGGAGCCCCGGGGCCGGACGGCAGCGACAGGAAGCGCCGGAGCACCGAGUCCAGCCACGGUGCCCUGGAGGAAACAAAAUGCAAUGCACUCUCUGGAGUAAAAGUGGAAGAAGCUGAGCAACCCAGUGAUAUAGAAGAAGGAGGAUUAGAUCUCACUGUGUCACUCAAACCUGUCAGUUUUUACAUUGCUGACAAAAAGGAGAUGCUUCAACAAUGUUUCUGUGUCAUAGGGGAGAAGAAACUACAGAAGAUGCUUCCUGAUACUUUAAAGAACUGUUCCAUGGACGAAAUCAAAAGACUUUGCAUGGAGCAGUUGGAGCUGUUAUCUGAAAAAAAACUGUUGAAGAUACUUGAAGGCAAGAUUGGAGCUGAUUCUGAUACUGACGAGGAGGCAGAUGGAGGAGACAAGACUGGAGGUGAUUCAGUCAGUCAACAGGACAACAGUAUAGACUCAACUUCUUCUCUGAGAGAAGACAGCAAGCUCGAAGGUCAGGAAUUAAAACAAGGCAAGGGAGAAGAUAGUGAUGUCCUCAGCAUAAAUGCAGAUGCAUAUGACAGUGACAUAGAAGGCCCGUGCAAUGAGGAGGAUGGCCCAGAUGUGCAGGAAAGCACUAUUAGAACUGGAGCUGGUCAGAUAGAAGACCUUCAGAAGGACAUUGAGAAGAGUGUGAAUGAGAUACUGGGGUUGGCAGAGUCCAGCCCAAAGGAGCCCAAAGCAGCAACCUUAGCUGUUCCUCCAUCAGAAGAUGUUCAGCCAUCAGCACAGCAGCUGGAGCUUCUGGAACUUGAGAUGAGGGCCAGAGCUAUUAAGGCUCUAAUGAAAGCUGGUGAUGUGAAAAAAAAACCCUGAGGCUGUUCAGAUGGCAUUUUCCCUAUUUGUUUUGAAGAAGGUGAUGUCUGUUCUCUUCAGCGCUUCUCUUCAGUAUGUUUGGGUUGGGUAUGACAUUCCUUGUUCAGACUGUGUUGUGUAUCCUGACCUGUGGUUCUGUGGUUUUGUUGCCUUUAGUGUGCUGCUUCCAUGACAUGCACAAACAGAGGUUGAUGCUUCCCUGAGAUGAGGUGUCUUUGUGCUGAGUCACCUCCUCAAGGAGUCACACCUCAUAUAGAGCUGUGCCAGGAACCUGGUGCCUUCCAGAAAGGUUGUUGUAAAAACUUAGAAUCAUAGAAUGGUUAGGGUUGGAAGGGAUUUGAGACUACUUAAUUCUCCUUGGGGCUCAUCUCAUAAUAAUGUGGGUAUUCUAAUGAAAGUCUGAUGGUUUGUUUAAAAGCAUACUCAAUUUUUUGAAAUUAAAGGGAAGGAUUUUUACCCUUAAAUUAAACAGUUGAACAUGUUAUUUUCAGAGUUGUGAAAGUGCCUGAAAGAAACAGAGCAGAGUUUAUUACACUGCCAUGUAGUUUGUCACUUUUCUCCACUCUUUUUUAUUGUAACUGAAGAAAGCAGAGUUUCUUCCUAACUGUAAAGGUUUUGUUUUGGCAUAAUAUUUAGCAUAAUUUGGCAAAAUAUUUAACAAGUCAAACAGAUCAGAAGAUCUUGAGCUUUUAACAUUCAACUGAUGUAGUCAUUUCAUGUCUCCGUAAAUAAGGAAAAUCCACCUAAUUUCAAUAUUUUUUUAGAAAAGGCAUUUAAUUUAUUUAUGAGGUUCUAAAAUAUUAAUUCUGUUUUUAUCUACUUCAAGGUAUUCCUUUGCAAAUAAAUUGAAUUUAGAAUUAAUUUUCAUACUAUAAUAUCUUAUAACAAUUUAUUUUAAUUUUUUUUUAGAAUUAGUGCUGGUUUUAUAUCUGGCUGCUAAUCAAAGCAUAUUAAAAUAUUUGUGUGUUUGUUUACACAUGCAGAUAUCAAUUUUUUUCUUUAAAGGCUUGAAGUUUAUAGUUGCAGUCUUUGUUAAGAAAAAUAAUGUAUUACAUGUUUUUAUUAAUUAUUUUUCCUUGGUUGUUACUUAGAAAGCCGGUUACAUACUUUGCAGCAGUAGCAGAGAUAAUUUAUCCUCCUACUGUGUAAUAUUACUGCAAACCUAAGUCCAAGCAGAUUUUAUGUCUUAAAUUCUUUUAAGGCUUAUGGUGUCCUUUUAAUUCUUGCAUUUUAUCCCUUUAUUCUUCCUUCCCUUUAUUCCCUUUCUUUUUUCCUGUUUCCUUUUAAGCCCUUUUCUGUAGCAAGCAUCUUGUAUAUUUCUUAAGUAUGGUUGAUUUCCUCUAGAAUCAACAUUAUUGUAAAGUGUUAGUGCAGUGUAAAUUUGAUAAUAAACUGAAACCUCAAUUAAAUACAGUUCAGAAAAUUACAAUGUGCUUCCACUAAGUGAUAUCAGUGACCUGGGUGAAGUGUACCUGACUAGUGAUAUCUACAGCAUCAAAUUUUUUUUUCUAUUACUUUGUAGCAAAUGGAGGGUGUAGUUAAAAUAUGUAAAAACAAUUCAAAAAGUAAUUUUACUGUCUCAAAAUCUGUGGGUAUUGUCUUUAGUUAAUUUCAUUUAGCUGUUUGGUGAACUUGUGUUUUGAGUCCAGAGAAACUACAGAAGUAAUCACAGAAAAACAGCUGGCAAAACUUAGGUAUGCUGUCUUCUCUUUUACAAAGUCCGUAGGCUGGUAGAACUGUGUUAGAUUUUAAAGAUACAUUUUAGUGCUGCUGUACUUGGGUCAUUAAGGCACUGAAUACCUUGCCUGCUGUGGAAGUGCAAAAGCUUGUUUGCAAGGGCAUUUCCUGCAUCACCAGAAGAAGCCACAGGUAGGAGGUUUAUUCAGUGAUGCUGCAAAACAGCACAUUUUGGUUGUUUGGCAACACAAAAGUACUGCUGGAAGAAAUGAUAAACUAGCGUGUAAUUGCCUUCUGACUACUUUCUGGGGGGGUGUGGUAUUUAUUAUUUUCCUUCUGUUUCCGAGGUCACCCUUAGAAGUUUGUUUUAUAGCAUGUUGAACUGUUAAAGGUUGCUAUUUCAAGCUCUCUAUCAAGAAGUUGCAAACGCUAACUUUAGCCUGUAUAGUGACAGAGAUGAAACAGGUUUACUAUGCAUAUGACACAGAAGAUUUGUAAUUACAUUCUAAUUAAAUUCAAAAUUAAAAGAUGAGAAGUAUUCCAAGAAAAUUCAAUUAAGCUGUUUACAAAAAUAAAAUAAAAAGUCAUAUGAGAUACUUAAUGUGAUUGGUUACACUAGUGCUAAUUCAUUUUUAGGAUAUUGUACUGUUGCUGCUUAGGUUAAAAACAGAUCAGCUAAAUUGCAUGUGUUCUUGCAUUGAUUUGUAUCACUGAAGAGAUGAAAAAAUCCAGUUAAUUUAAAAUAUUUAUGAUAUGGCUGUUUUGUUUUUCACUUUUAAAUAUGUCUGUGAUUUCUUCUUGAAAAAUAAAUUUAUUAUUUCAUUUGGAAGAAGAGGCAAUUUGUAUGUAAACUAUAUUGAAUUAUUUAUAAAACAUUAAAAUAGUGUUACUGGGUUUUGAUCAAUCAUUUUGUCAGGAAGCAAAUAGUAAACACUAGGUGUUGGUCAGCAUGAAAAACAUCUUGAUUAUGUUUUGGACUGCUACAAAAGUAUUUUCUAUUAAAUUUUGUCUGUCCUCAUAGAUCGUGCACAGUGCUUUUUUGAGGAGGAGGGAGGUUGAUUGUGUGUACACUAGAUAAAUAAAAGGAUAUGACUCCACGGAGAGCCAAAAGUACUUAUCUCUGUUUGGAGGCUUUGCUGUUAUGGUGGUUUCAUAGAGAAUAAUAAAUGGAUUUCAAGAUACCAAGAUUUUUAAGAGGCAUAUCACAAAUAUUUCCACAGAAAAUAAUUAGUUCCCCUUGUAACAUUCUUUUCAAUAUAGUAUUUGCUAAGAGACUUGGUGCCAUAAUUUUUUUAAAGCUGUGUUAUAAAAUAUGUUCUUUGCUGUUUGAAAUUACUGUAAAUGUAAUUGUAGUAAAUGAAAUUUUGAUCCCAAAAACCUACAGGUUGUUUCUAAGUGUAUUUGAAAAAAUAGGGAGUCGGAUAAUCUGUGUAGGUGAUGAAAGAUGCUGUUGUUCUAACCAGAUACUGUUAAAAUCCACAUGAAAUGCAAGCAGUUCAGUACUGCAUUGUGAGUCUUGCCAAAGGUUGAAGUGCUGGAUAGCACUUUACUGCGACCUUCUCUCUAUUUAAAGGAGCGCAGUUUUAAAAACAGCAACCACCGUGGCGGAACCUUGUAGUGGGACAAAAUAUCUUUUCACUAGCUGAUCCUUUACAAUCUCAGAGCUUUAAAGUUUGUAAAUGGUAGCUUGGUUAUCGCUAUUAUUUUUUAAAUAAUAGUUUGCAAAAGCAGUUACUGUAACUUCCGUGGCUAAGGCAUUCUCUAAAAACAGCAAACGAAGAAAGGCUUUAUGUGCAUGAGUGCAUAGUAAAUUAUUAUAUGGCAUUUUAUGUACCUAUCUUAAAAUUAUAAAUGCUGAUUCAGCCUUAUGAGAUCACCGAUGCUGGUAAAUAUGCCCUUUUCACAGAAGAUAAUUGAAGAUUAAUUGUGAAAUAAGCCCUUUAGUCAGGAGGGGAGAUGUGGUGGUUAAUUGAUCCAAAAACAUAAGAACAGCAUAACUUUAGGAGCAUAUACACCAAACUAAAACUGAUUAUAAAGUCCUGCAAUUUUAGUCUCAGUAGUAUUAACCUUCAUGUUUAUUGCUAAGUCAAUCUGCAACAUAUAUAGAGAAGGAAAAAAGCUUUUUCACCUUAUUUGUGGCCAAAUAUAGAUGUUAAAAUACUUGAUUUUGUAGGAGAGGAGGUGAAAUCUCAUAUUUCAUGGCCUUUUUUAGCAUUAAUAUUGAAAUAUGCAAACAGAAUGCAUAAAAGGUGGAGAAAGAAAGGGUUUAAUUAUCAGAAAAGGUGCUUGUAGGAAGGGUUAGCCGCAUACUGUGUCUCUGCAGUCAGGUAAGGAAAGAUCUCAGAAAUUUAAAUCUAAAUGUUACAUGUUUAUUGCAUUAUUCAGCACAACAAUAACAUGAAAAGAAAUCCCAAACAAAAAAUAACUAGAGAAUGGAACAUGUUCAUUUGUUCAUUCAUUGCUUCAUCAUUUUUUUAAACAGUGUGUGAAGGUAAUUUUUUGUCUAUGGGAUCGUUGAUUAUUGUUAAUCUCAAAAUUGAAUUUUUGUCUUUUGUAUCUAAUGGUUCUGCAAAGCCAUGAAUUGUCUAACGUAAAGCCUUGCAUUCCAUCUUCUGUUUCCAGACUCCAGUCAAUAAUACUUUACUUAAGAAUACUCAGCUUUACUUCACUGGAAGACUGUGGCAGUUCUGCAUGACUGUAUUGAAGGCCUAUCUGCUGGGAGUGGAGCAGAUGCAGGUAGUCUUCUAAGGUUGCCAGGGGAACACAGAACAGAACAUGAGACACACCUAGAAAAGCGUGUUUAGUUGAAACUUGUUAACACUAGCCUUAAAGGCAGGCAGAAACAGAGUACUGGAAAAGACGUUUAAACUGAGUAUGGAUGCUGGUGGGGAACUUGCAUACAUUUUGGUUAGGUUGCUGAUUCCCAGGCUGUCUCCUGGUCCUCCCUUGUGUUGUGCAGCCAGUGUUUAUGUGGAUAUGUAUGGAACCACAUCAGGAACCUCAUUCACACAUCUGUUUCUAACCUGGGGCACCAUUCUGACUGAAUUUUCUGUGUUGGCACAACGGAAUGAAUUGUGAAAAUCCCAACUGCUGAAUGGUGCUGGAUGAUAUUACAUAAGUGAUUCCCUACAUUCUACCCGUCCUGAAGAUAUGAGGUGUCAGAAUAAAGGUCCAUGACUUAAUUCCAUCUUUUUGAAAACAUGUAGUGCUUCACUCAAAAAUUGUAGCUGAACUGCUCCAAAUAUAAACUAUACAAGCUAUUAAAUUUUUAUUAAAUCUAUAUUCUUGGUUAUUGGCUAGUACAGAAUUUCUUUUGUAUGGUUUUGGGGUUUUCAUUGGUGUGGUCUGAUCAGAGGUUUUUUAUUGAAGUCUGUGUAAUUGUUACUACAUGUAGUCCAAUGAAAGUUAGUGCCUCAUAAUUGUAUGUGAAUUAAACUUUUGGGUUCCAUCCACACUAGGGGGCUGUGUUGCUUUAACAAUGUCUGUUUCAAAGAGUAAAGUGCUCAAGUGAAUGGGAACAGAAUAGUAAAGGGGAAUGACUUGCAAUUUAGACAAAUACAGUGUAGGAGCAAAGAAAUUUUAUUAUCUAUGUGCUUUGGUAAAAAGUUGAAAAGUUGAAAGAUGAAGUGAUGCUCUCGUUGUCAUGAGAUGAGUAGAAAGGCUGAGACCUGGUUACUUUCAGUCAUAGCAUGGCUUAUCAGACCUGGAUGCAGUAACCCAGUUUGCUGGAAUUGGGGACAGAUAGGUUGCUCAUCAUCAAGAUUUAGGAACCUGUAGUAUUUUUUUCUUCAUAAAGGUGGAUUUUCUAUACAGACCAUAUCUCAGUUACACUGCGUAUCCCAGGUUUUAUAUAUCUGUGAUUAUAUUGUGAAAUGUCAGAUAUAUUUCCUCUUUGCAGCUCCCUGUAUUUUUAUUGAUAAAUAGUUGCAAUCAACACUUUGUCUUACUAUUAAUUUCUUCUUUUUUCUUCUCUCUACUAAUAUCUUCAGCUACUGAGUAAGAUUAAUAGUCCCCAUAGUUUAGCUGCAGAAUUUUAAUAAACAAAGUUUAAUUAAAACAAGAGAAGCACAAUAAACCUAAAGGGUUCAGCCUUAUCACUGAUUCUAGUCAUUGUUUUCUGGUUUGUUGUGUGUUUUUAAGAAUUGAGAAGGGGAGAAGGCUGGAAGAGAACUUCAGGUUUUUGUAUUUAAUUGAACCAACAACAUGUGCUGAUAAGUAAUAAAUAACCAUGACACAGUGACUAAAUAAAUUGGUUUCCUCAAGCAGUGGUUCAUUCACUGUCUUUCAUUGCCAUCAGGUUAAGUGAUAGAUUCUUUUUGUCAGCCCAAAGGAGAAAUGUUCAAUAGUGUAACAACCUCCUUUUAAUUCCAACCAGAGCAACCUUUAAAAUGCCUUGAAUUAAUAUAAAUAAAAAAUUCAGCAAUUAAACAAAACUUGGGCUCCUCAUUGACUUACAAAUAAAAUCUGCAGAAACAGUUAUCAAGAAAGCAUAUUGUGGUGAUUCAGUGCACCUUUUUGGAAGAAAUACUUCUGAUGAUAGGCAAGGGUCUUGUACUUUUGCAGAAGAAUAGAUUGUUGGUAUUGAAUCUGGACAUCAGGACAUUAGAAGGAAUUCUGGACAUCAGGAGGAAUCUCUUUCACAGAAAGUGUUGUUAAACAUUGGAAUGGGCUGCCCAAGGAGGUGGUGGAGUCACUCUCCCUGGGUGUGAUCACAAAAUGAUUGGGCCAUGGUGUCUGGGUGACAAGGUGAUGAUCAGUCAGAAAUUGGACUACAUCAUCUCAGAGUCUUUUCCAACUUUUCUGACCUCUGCAUCACUUAGUUCAACAGCAGUGUGAUAGAGUAGACUUGGAGGGAUGCUGCUGAAGGGAAAUCAUGGGCUAUUAUAAACAUGGAUUUAUAAUUCAGACUGCAUAUGUCAGUCAUUGGCAAAUUGCGCUUAUACUCCUAAAUUUUAAAAAUUUGAUUCCUUUCAGAUUUUUGAUGUUGAAGAACCCAGCUAAUCCCAAACCCAUUUCAUCAGAGAUAAUUGGGGUGACUGGGAGUAUAUGCUUAUAGAAGAGAUGGAAGUUCAGAACUUGUUCCUAUGGCAGGCUCCUUGUUGUAUGGCUCUUAGAAACUUUACCCUGAUCAUCUGCGUGACAAAUGCAUGGCACCAUACCACGUGCCAUGCAGCACUGAAGAAACAAAAUGUUAGUGAAAAGGAGGGACUUCAAAUGUAGUAGAGUUUUUAGAUAAAAUUAAUCUUGCUGCUUGGCUGCUUAAACGUUACAAAAGGCAGCUACAAAUUUCAGCAGGUAUCCUCAAACGUUUUCGCACAAGUUCCACGGCUAAACUAGUUUUUUUUAAUCAGUUCUACAUUGUCCUUUGUCGAAGCUCUUCACUCUCCACACCAACACCCCUAAUUAAAGCAACAGCCAGUAUUGGCUGUAGUACAAAGAGCCUAUUCUAUUCUGUUUCUUAUAUCCUUAAAGAAGAGUGAAUCUGAUCACAUUGCAAACUCUUUAUCAUAUAUUCUUAAUGUCACUGUGGUCUCAGGACAGGUUCUGACUGUAGCUUCUGCUUUUAGCUCAGCACCAGACCUGCAAACAAUAUUGAAAUUACUCAUUACUUUUGACAUUUCUCUCAAACACCUGUGUUUUAUGCCUACAAGUGUUCUUGCUGCAUUUUCAGCUAAUUAUUGCUCUUUUCUGUUGUGUUUGUACUUAGAAAUAAAUAUUAACCAUGUGCAGGCUGUUAUUUCUCUCUGACAUUUAUCUAACCUUCUGAUUUGCCUUCCCAUCCGGUUGUUAUGGAACUGUAAAUCACAGUUCUGCCCUACACAGCAUUUGGAAGUCCAGAAUACAAUAAAGGACUGGUCUACCUGUGCAUCAGCAUUUGUCAUGCUGUUUUUAUGCCUUGACAGCAACUCCUAAUGUUACUGCCCAGUAACAACACAAGUGGCGCACCACCUUCUCAACACAGAAAGAUGGUUCCUGCUCCACGGGAGGAAGUGGAAGAAAGUACAGAAGGAAGUUAUCUUCCUUCUCCACAUGUGUUGCAAAGUUAUGGACAUAAUGCCUGAUUUGCUGGUGACGUGAGUUUUUGAAAACUCUACAGAGUUGUCACAAUAAAGUGAAAAUGAACUGA
Messenger RNA from Catharus ustulatus (Swainson's thrush), 8755 nucleotides. RefSeq names its product caspase activity and apoptosis inhibitor 1 (gene CAAP1). Lineage: Eukaryota; Metazoa; Chordata; Aves; Passeriformes; Turdidae. The coding region runs from base 40 to 951 and encodes 303 amino acids. The transcript is spliced from 6 exons. The record is from RefSeq and is a predicted model, not a curated record.